AUGGAUCUGGAAGGCGUUAAACUCGAUGUUGUAAUUAAUCAAUCUAAGCUUUCAAACAGUAUCUCAAUAAACCAAAAAGAUACUAGCCAAAACACUGAAUCGAUCAAUCAACUCAGAGACCAAUUGUCUAAUAUGCAAAGCAGAAUUGAUGCAUUAGAAGCCAAACUAGAUAAUCCCCUACCAAAGAAAUUAACAACGAAUGAGAAUUCCCCGGAGAACAAUGAGAGUAAGACUGCCUCGCCGCCAACACAACCUCCAUUGAAUCAGUUAAACAAUGUCGAAAUAUCGAUUAUAAAACCCUUGGCCUUGGAUGAAAAUACAAAUCAAUCACGCGUUAAUUUAGAAAGCAAUCAAGAUCAAAACGAGUGGUUGAACCCUGCGCUUGAUCCCCUAGAACUAAAUAAGACAGACAAAAUUUCCCACAUAAACAAAUGUGAAAUUAAGGAAGCGACUAACAUUCAAUACAAUGAUCAAGGCGAAGCUAUUCGAGAUGCCGAUUGUUCUCCUGAACAAAGUGUCAUACGCAGAAUUAAACCUAAACCUAACACCAAAUACAAAGGCCAUAAAACAUCAUUGAAUACAAUUAAUAGUCUAAAACAAAUGGCAAACGGCACAACAGACGUCACACACUGCGACACGAAUAACAGGAUAGAACAUAGCGAUCAGGAUCAAAGCGAAAAGAAAUAUAAACACAGUCUACCUAGCAAACAACCACACGAAUGGUUGAAAUGGCUACCUUUGCUUGAACCCCUAGAACCAAAUGAGACAGACGAAUUUUCAUACAGAAAUAAAUCUGAAAUUAAGGAAGCGACUAAUGCUCAAUUCAACGAUCCAGACGAAACUAAUUGGCAUGUUGAGUGCUCUGAACCACCAAAUUUCAUCCAGUCUCUCUCUAGAACAAAUACAAAUAAUUGCCUGCGGCCAAACCUGAUAAAUUUUCGGCAACAUCGUUCGAACCGUCGCCCUCCGGACUGGCUCAAGUAUUUGGACCUAGUCGACCAAAUAACCAGAACCAGUACGUAA
Paramuricea clavata is the source of this 1023-nucleotide messenger RNA. The record is from the annotation of a GenBank genome assembly. Lineage: Eukaryota; Metazoa; Cnidaria; Anthozoa; Malacalcyonacea; Plexauridae.